AUGUUCACCUUCAGAGCUCUGCUGUGCCUGGGGACCCUCCCUAAGCCUGUCCUCAGAGCACAGCCAGACCUCGUGGUCUCCAAACAGACUAAUGUGACCUUCUUGUGUGAGGGUACAACAGGAGCCAAAGAGUACUCUAUCUACAAAGAUGGAAGUCAAUAUACACGGUUCACACAGAUUCUCCUAAAGCCUGGGAACAAGGCUGAAUUCUCCAUCACAAAAACUGAGCAGCACCACGCAGGGAGAUAUCAAUGUCGCUAUCGGACCCAUGAUGGAUGGUCUGAGUACAGUGAGUCCUUGGAGCUUGUGGUGACAGGAGCACACAGUAAACCCAGCCUGUCAGCCCAGCCCAGCCCUGUGGUGACUGAAGGAGGAAACAUCACCCUCCAAUGUGACUCAUGGGAGGAAUAUGACAGGUUCAUUCUGACUAAGGAAGGACCACAGAAGCUCUCCUGGAUUCUGGGCUCACAGUAUAAUUCCGCAACUGGACAAUUCCAGGCUCUAUUCUCUGUGGGCCCUGUGAUCUCCAGUCAAAGAUGGAUAUUCCAAUGCUACAGCAAUGACCUGAACAGACCACAGGUGUGGUCAGAACCUAGUGAUCCCCUGGAGCUCCUGCUCUCAGGUAACCUCCACAAACCCACCAUCAAGGCUGAGCCAGGCUCUGUGAUUGCCUCCAGGAGUGCCGUGACCAUCUGGUGUCAGGGGAGCCUAGAUGCAGAAAUAUAUGUUCUGCAUAAAGAGGGAAGCCCAGAAUCCUGGGGCACACAGCCGGCAGAGAAACCUGACAACAAGGCCAAGUUCUCCAUCCCUUCUGUGACACAGCAACAUGGGGGAAAAUAUCGCUGUUACUGUUACAGCUCAGCUGGCUGGUCAGAACGCAGUGACCCCCUGGAGAUUGUGGUGACAGGAAUCUACAGAAAUAAACCGAUCCUGUCUGCCCUGCCUGGCAAUGUGGUGACCACAGGAGGAAACAUGACUCUUCAGUGUGUUUCAUUGAGGGCAUAUGACAAGUUCAUUCUCUCCAAGGAAGAUGAGAAGUUCUCCAGCUCCCUGGACUCACAGUAUAUACGCCAUAAUGGGUACUACCAAGCCAUGUUCUCUAUGGGUCCUGUGACCCCAGUACACAGAGGAACAUUCAGAUGUUAUGGCUACUACAAGGAUACCCCACAGUUCUGGUCAGUACCCAGUGACCCUCUGGAAAUACACUUCUCAGGGCUGUCCAAGAAACCCUCCCUUUUAAGUCACCAAGGCCAUAUCCUGGACCCUGGAAAGAGUCUCACAUUGCAGUGUUGCUCAGACAUCAACUAUGAUAGAUUUCUUCUGUACAAGGUGGGCACAACUAACUUCACCCAGCAUCAUCACAAAUGGACCCAGGCUGGUCUCUCCUUGGCCAACUUCACACUCGGCUCUGUGAACAGCUCUACUGGAGGCCAAUACAGAUGCUAUGGUGCACACAACCUCUCCUCUGAGUGGUCAGCCUCCAGUGACACCUUGGACAUUCUGAUCUCAGGACAGCUUUUCUUCCCUGCUUUCCUCUCAGUGAAGCCUAACUCAACAGUACAUCCAGGAGACAACGUGACCCUUCUGUGUUGGUCAAGAGAAAGAGUGAACACUUUCAUUCUGUACAAGGAGGAGGCAGUCCAUCAUCCCCAGCGACUAAAAUCUAAGGUCCAAGAUCAGCACUUCCAGGCAGAAUUCUCCAUGAGUGCUGUGACCUCUGCCCUUUCAGGAAGCUACAGUGCCCCCGUGGAGCUCAUUGUCUCAGGACCCAUUGGAGUCUCCAGCCCACCACCCUCAAGGCCCAUGACAACAGCUGGUUUGGAAAAAUACCUCCAGGCUCUGAUUGGGGCAUCUGUGGCCUUCAACCUGUUCCUCUUCAUCCUCAUCUUCCUCCUCAGGCAAAGGAAACAGGGCAAAUGCAGGAAGGAUGCCCAGAAAGAGACAGAAUUGCAACUUCCUACAUUCUUUUGUUCUUCUAUGACAGAUGCUUCAGUGGAGAAAAUGCAGCCUGAGCAUGGUGUGGAGCUGGACAGUUGGAGACCAACUGAGGCAGGCCCCUUGGGUGAUAUACAUGCCAAGGUGAAACCCUCCAGGCUCAGGAGGGCAGGAGCUGUCCUACCUUCUGUCAUGUUAGGAGAAGUCCUGGACACAAAAGAUGGACAAGCAGAAAAGGACAGAGUGAUGGACACUCAGACUGCACAAUCUGAAGAGCCCCAGGAUGUGACCAAUGCCCAGCUGUGCAACAUGAAGCUCAGACAGGAGACAGCUGCACCCCCUCCCUCGCAGGCAGGGAAUGUCCCAGAGGAGCCAGUCUAUAUACUGGUUUUGCAGUAA
Molecule: messenger RNA, 2334 nt
Organism: Peromyscus californicus insignis
Lineage: Eukaryota; Metazoa; Chordata; Mammalia; Rodentia; Cricetidae
Product: leukocyte immunoglobulin-like receptor subfamily B member 3
Exons: 14
Coding region: 1-2334 (777 amino acids)
Biological process (GO): cytokine-mediated signaling pathway
Molecular function (GO): inhibitory MHC class I receptor activity
Source: RefSeq, a predicted model, not a curated record